AUGGCAGCUCUCGCGAGCUCACUCAUUAGACAGAAACGGGCAGUCAAGGACGACCAAACCAAUCGACCGGUAGCCAACAAGCGAAAGCCCUGUCCAAAGAGCAACAAGUCCUUGUGCCAGAAACAAAUACUGGUUCUCAUCUCCAAAGUAAGACUGUGUGGGGGUCGCAAAGGUCGCAACGAGAAGAGACCAGCUUCACGAAGACGGCCUGAUGCUCCUUCCCAACCUCCAACAGUGUUGAAAGCAGGUGGCAGAAGAGAGCCACAGCUGAAAGGUAUUGUAUCCCGCCUGUAUAGCCAACAUGGAUACUACCUACAGAUGCAGCCUGAUGGCACCAUGGACAGUACAAGAGAUGAGAGCAGCUUAUUUUCACAGUUUAACCUAAUUCCUGUGGGACUGCGGAUUGUGGCAAUCCAAGGAGCAAAGACGGGGCUGUAUCUUGCCAUGAAUAGUGACGGAUACCUCUACACUUCUGAUCACUUCACUCCGGAGUGUAAGUUCAAGGAGAGUGUGUUUGAGAACUACUACGUCACAUACUCCUCCAUGCUCUAUCGGCAGACCCAAUCUGGUCGCUCUUGGUAUAUCGGCAUCAACCGUGAUGGUCAUGUCAUGAAGGGUAACCGGGUAAAGAAGAACAAAGGAGCUGCGCACUUCCUGCCUAAAGUUAUUGAGGUUGCAAUGUAUAAGGAGCCAUCGUUACAUGAGCUUACAAGUGAGCCUGUGAGUCCCCCGCGGAAGACUACCAAAACAUCAGAUUCACCAUCCUUAAAAAAUGGACGGAAAGAAGCACCCAAGGCUGAUGCCUCAUAG
Nerophis lumbriciformis (worm pipefish) is the source of this 810-nucleotide messenger RNA. The record is from RefSeq and is a predicted model, not a curated record. NCBI's taxonomy places the organism in Eukaryota, Metazoa, Chordata, Actinopteri, Syngnathiformes, Syngnathidae.